GCGACGUCUUCGUCAUCAUCCGAUUUGCGAAGCGCAGAUCUCCAAAGCGCUCACGAUCCAAGUUUGUACUGGGCUACGGAAAUGAAGCACGGCGGCCAUGUUGGAUUCGUCCUGAGCGAACAACAAGAAGGCAUUCCGCUAGAAAAAAUUCGCCUCGAUUUUGGACCCUACGUGUUCGGAAAGACAAUCCACGUUCUGGGAAAG
Messenger RNA from Amoebophrya sp. A25, 204 nucleotides. Lineage: Eukaryota; Dinophyceae; Syndiniales; Amoebophryaceae. The record is from the annotation of a GenBank genome assembly.